AUCUAGUUAUUGCCAAGUUGUCGCCGUGCCGUAGACAACAUGACGCGCGUUCAGUUGGGGAUAAUGUCCAUGCUGCUGGUCCUGCUGGUGGCCACCGCCACCCAGGCAGCUGUUGUGCGCAGCUUUCCGCCCUUCGAGCAGCUGCAGAGCCUGGAGAAUCCCAAUCUCCGAGCAGCUGUGACGCCACUCGCCGACGAGGACAACUAUCGCCUGCCCAACGAAACGAAUCCGCUUCACUACGACGUCUACCUGUCCACCAAUGUGCACCUUGGCGAGACUGGCUUCAAUGGCACCGUAUCGAUUACCCUCGAGAUUCUGGAGACUAUUUCGGCGAUCGUUGUGCAUGCCCGCCAGCUGGCUAACUUCACCGCCAGCAUACAGCAGCUCGGAGUCGAGGGAGCCGUCGAGCAGACCCUUGUCUAUAACUAUGAGCUAGAGCGCGAGUUCCUCACACUGAGCCAGACGGGUCUGAGCUUCCCGGCGGAUACCAAGUGGCUGCUGAAGAUCAGCUACCAGGGAAAUCUGCGCACGGACAACGGCGGCUUCUACCUGUCCACGUACACGGAUGAGGAGGGUAACACCAAGUACCUGGCCACCACCCAGUUCGAGAGCACCGACGCCCGUCACGCCUUCCCCUGCUACGAUGAGCCCGCGAAGCGUGCCAAUUUCACCAUCACCAUCAAGCACGAUCCCUCCUACAAUGCCAUCAGCAACAUGCCCCAGAACGAGACUGCCUCCAGCUCUGGAGUUACUGUCUUCAAUACGACCUUUAAUAUGCCCUCCUAUCUGGUGGCCUUCAUUGUCUCCAAGUUUGUCUACUCGGAGGGAGAGUUGAAUGGCCUGCCACAGCGCGUCUUCUCCCGCAAGGGCACCGAGCACGAGCAGGAGUGGGCACUGACCACCGGCAUGCUGGUGGAGAAGCGUCUCUCCGACUACUUUGGCGUCAAGUUUGCCCUGCCCAAGCUGGACCAGGCGGGUAUUCCCGAUUUUGCUGCCGGCGCCAUGGAGAACUGGGGCCUGGCCACCUAUCGCGAGGAGUACCUUCUGUACAAUCCGGAGAACUCGACGAUCAACACACAGACGAAUAUUGCCACCAUCGAAGCGCACGAGGACGCGCACAUGUGGUUCGGGGAUCUUGUGGCCAUCGAAUGGUGGACCCAUCUGUGGCUCAAGGAGGGUUUCGCCACGCUCUUCGAGCAUCUGGCUGUGGAUCUGGCCUAUCCGGAAUGGGACAUUUUCCAGCUCUUCCAUGCCGGCUCCUUCCAGAGCGCUCUGAUCAACGAUGCCACACCCAAUGCCCGUCCCAUGUCCUACUUCGUGCAGAAGCCCUCGGAGAUUGGCCUGCUCUAUGACUCGGUUUCGUACGCCAAGGCUGGCUCGGUGCUGGACAUGUGGCGUCAUGCCCUCACCAACACCGUCUUCCAGCGCGGUCUGCACAACUACUUGGUGGCCAACCAAUACUCCGCCGCCAAUCCCACACAGUUGUUCGAGGCCAUUGCCCUGGCCGCCGUGGAAGAGAACCACGCGGUGCCCGCGCUCGUCACUGACAUGAUGGGCAGCUGGACAAACCAGGGCGGAGUGCCGCUGCUGACCGUGGAGCGCAACUACGAUAAUGGCUCCUUCACCAUCAAGCAGCAGACGUACACCAACGACAAGGACUACACCAGCGACAAGCUGUGGUAUGUGCCCGUCAACUAUGUGGACGCCUCGAAUCCCGAUUUCCGCAACACCGAGGCCACCCACUACCUGCUCAACCAGAGCCAGAUAAGCGUCCCGGAUGCCCAGCUGGCUGCCGAUAAUUGGCUCAUACUGAACAAGAAGUCCACCGGCUACUAUCGCAUCAACUACGACACCCAGAACUGGGAGCUCAUCAUCGCUGGACUGAUCGAUCGUCCGCACAAAAUCGAUCCCCGCAAUCGCGCCCAGAUGGUCAGCGAUUUGUAUCGCUUUGCCACCAGCGGCCGUGUGCCCCAUCACACCCUGCUCACACUGCUCACGUACCUGCCCCAGGAGGAUCAGUACGCGCCCUGGUCGGCGGUCAAUACGGUGAUCUCGCUGUUCAACCGCUACCUCAGCGGCGAUGCCGACUACGAGAACUUCCAGUUCUAUGUGGCCGAGCUGGUCAGCAAGCAGUUCGACGUGUUCGGCGUGAACGAUCUGAACGGGGAGCAGCACUUGGUGAAGUACACGCGCAAUCUGCUCAUCAAUAUCGCCUGUCUGGCCGGUGUCGAGAACUGCCUGAAGGAGACCAAGGCGAAGCUGCAGAAUCUGGUCGAUAAUGGCACACCCGUCGAGCCCAAUCUGCAGUCGCAGGUCUACUGCAAUGGCCUCAAGCAGGCCGAGUCGCAGAUCUUUGACUUUGUGUUCGAGAAGCUGAUGGACUCCAAUGACCAGGCCGAACGCCGUCUGCUCAUCUCGGCCCUGGGCUGCUCCCAGGAUGCCGCUCAGCUGGAGAAGUUUGUGUCGAGCAGCAUUGACGAGACGAAUGGCCUGCGCGUCCAGGAGCGCAUCACCCUGCUCAGUCCGGCCUAUUCGCGCGGCGAGAUUGGUCUGCUGGCAUCGAUAGACUUCCUGCUGGAGCACUGGGAGGAGUAUGCCCUUCUGAACACCGGUUUCGGUGGCAUCAAUCCCCUCUAUGCUGACAUCAUUGGCAUAUCCGCCUAUGUGGUGAACGCCAAGCAGAAGGAGAGGCUGCAGGAGCUGGUGGAUCUGGUCAAGGACUCCACCUUCGUGCCCGUGACGCUGCAAGCCAGCGUCGAUAGCAAUGUGGCUGCCAACGAUGAGUGGCUGAAGGUUAACCGUGAGCCCCUCAUGACUUGGGUAGCCAACUUCCGCAACAGCAGCGCUGCCCUGAGCACCUCCUUCCUGGCCCUGGUCCUGUGCCUGUUGGCCUCCAAGCUGUUUUAGUUUCUAGCUGCUAGUCCCUACAACUAUUGUAAGUCAUAAGUAAUUGGCACUCGAUGAGAAAUGUUCAUCAAUAAAAAAAACUCCAUUACAUAAGAAAA
Messenger RNA from Drosophila obscura, 3005 nucleotides. RefSeq names its product aminopeptidase N. Gene Ontology annotation, molecular function: metalloaminopeptidase activity; zinc ion binding; peptide binding. The record is from RefSeq and is a predicted model, not a curated record. Lineage: Eukaryota; Metazoa; Arthropoda; Insecta; Diptera; Drosophilidae. Gene Ontology annotation, cellular component: cytoplasm. Gene Ontology annotation, biological process: peptide catabolic process; proteolysis. The coding region runs from base 40 to 2907 and encodes 955 amino acids. The transcript is spliced from 4 exons.